This is a messenger RNA of Formica exsecta, 2144 nucleotides long. RefSeq lists its product as uncharacterized. NCBI's taxonomy places the organism in Eukaryota, Metazoa, Arthropoda, Insecta, Hymenoptera, Formicidae. The record is from RefSeq and is a predicted model, not a curated record. The transcript is spliced from 3 exons. Bases 414 to 1721 code for a protein of 435 amino acids.
UUAAAAGAAGCAGAGAUUGGUCAAAUCGAAUGGAAUAUUGCAACUGUUUGUGAUUAGCGAUUAGUGUUUCACGUGCUUCGCCACCAAUCAGAUUCGUCAUUCAAACAUGAGUAAAAUUUAAAUUUCACAUUUUGCGCGGCAUUGCAAAAGUGACUCGAAUUAUAUUUAGGUUACCGUAAAAAAAAAAUUGUCUUCAAAGAACCUUUAUAAGAACUGUUACGCGAACGAAAUUUACAGUUAAAUCCUUUAUGAUCUAACAUUUGUAUGUUUGAUUUGAGCUUCUCAUAUAUACCUUUUAUGAUGCUUUCAAUAACGAUUGCGCGAGGAAAAUGUGUUUAGAGGUCUGUUUUUCUUUUCUAUUAAAAUUUUUCGUAUAACGAUUAUUGUAAUUGGAGUCAUACAAAUUAUGAGCUAUGUCGAAAGAUAUUAAAGCAAUUUCAAGACCAAAGGUUAGAUUCUCCCAAUUUUCUGACAAUGUACAAAACAAGGAGGAGGACGUUGAAUAUUGUAAAGAGAAAACAGUUUUGCAAGCAAACGGUCCAAAAAUUAAGAGUAUCGUAACUCUCAAGAGACCUGUUAAAAUUGUGGACCCUAAGAAAUUGACAACUGUUUGCAACAAAGAUGUAUUGCAGCACGAUUAUGAAAGAGAGAUCUCGACACAUUGCAGUGAUAUUAUAUCUGAAAACAUUCAAAGUACAUGUCUGUCUAACAAAAAUGUUUCAAAUAUCGAGACCUCAAACAUUUUACGUAAUGCAAAUGGCAUUCAGAAUAUAAUAGAAAACUGCAACACAUUAACACCUGAUAAAAGUCCACAAGAUAAUAUUUUAAAAGAUCGCAAAGAAAAUAUGCAACAAAAGGGGAAAGAAAACAGAGAUACAAAACUGAAAAAAGUUGUAUCUAGUAAAGAUAUAAGCAAAUCAAAAAAAGAAAGCUCCCAUUGUACAAAAUCAGUUACACAAACUGGGAACUAUAAACUUCCUACAAGUAAGAAUAUGCAGAAAAUAGGUACUAAGGAUUCUAAAAGUCCAAAGAUGACAAAAUCUACACCAAGCAUUAUGAAAAAAACAAGGAAUCAAACAGUCGAAAUUAAUGCAAAAUCCGUUACACCAAAUGUUAUGCCAUGUUACAAGAUUGCAGCAAAAAAUAAAGUAUCUCCAGUUAAAAAGACUAUAUUACGUAAUAUAUCAGGUCCUAAAAUUGAAACUUCUGUGGGGCCAGGAAUUUCUCACAAAAAGAAGAGUGAUCUAAAAGCAGGUGAGGCAAAUAAAAUACAUAACGUUACAUUAGAUGUUGCUGCAGAAGAAUUGGCACGACCAGGAUAUAAUUCCAUUGCAUGUACCAUUAAUAAAUUGAAAGAACUUAAACAACAGAAGAUUGUCACAGAUAUUGACCAUUUGCCAUUAGCACAAAAGAGUUUUGUAAAUGGAAAGAUUUCUACAGCACUGGAUUUUCCAUUGGAUGAGGUAAUUUAUAAAAAUUUAGUAGAUUUAAACAUAGAUGAAAAACAGUUACCAUCUACUAUUACAAGAAGUAAGGAUCCAGAACCACGGCAAAAAGAUAUUACACCAAAACUUUCUGAUUUUUUUGUACCUGAGAAUACGAAGGAAAUUUGUGAGGCCGUGCACACUAAACCUCGAACUCCAAAAAUGGAUGAAAAUUGGAACGCUUUUAAAAUAAGUGAUAAAAUACUUGAAUGGAAACAUAGUAUGGAUGAUAUAUAAAAUGGUACAGAUAAAUACGACGGAGAUUGUAAGAGAGACAUGUACCAGCCAGUACCAUUCCGAUUACAAUUCCAGCUAUGAUCAUCCUGUUGAAAUUUUAAUGAAUUAGCUUUAAUCAUAUUUAAAAUAUGAUUUCAUGUUUUACAAAUUAAAUAUGCUAUAUUUACACAGUGAUCCAUAUAUUAUAAUUUUCUUUGUUGCUGCAACAUACAUUUUCAGCGCAACAAUGUUCCCAUGAUUCACACUGACCCCAUACACAGUAAUGUGCAGCAGUCUGAAAAUAUAACAGAUUAGUACAAUGUUAAUACUGUUAAUGCACUCAUUAUGCGUAUGUAUAAACUUUUAUAAUUUGUAACAAUUAGAUGUUGGUAUAUAAGCAUGCAUAUAUAUAAAUUUUUAUAACAAAUUAUUAAAUGACAAAAC